Messenger RNA from Spodoptera litura, 9310 nucleotides. It is a transcript of the gene kto, whose product is annotated as mediator complex subunit kohtalo. Gene Ontology annotation, biological process: positive regulation of transcription by RNA polymerase II. Gene Ontology annotation, molecular function: transcription coactivator activity; transcription factor binding. Gene Ontology annotation, cellular component: mediator complex. Lineage: Eukaryota; Metazoa; Arthropoda; Insecta; Lepidoptera; Noctuidae. The record is from RefSeq and is a predicted model, not a curated record.
UUUUUGUUUAGCCCAAACGGAUACUUUGUUUUCUUUUCUAAAUGAGUUUUUAAAUGCGUUACUUUUACUUAAUUAGUUGAACUGCGUACUACAAUUAUGCGUAUUUUGUGUAGCUUUUAAAUAAAUAAGCAGUGUAGUGUUAUGAUAAUGUUUGAAGUGGAAAUAUGAGAUUGCUGUCGUGGUGAAUAACACCCUUGUAAAUUUAUUAGUAGUAUUGCGAAAUAGACAUAAUACAAGCAUCAGGGAUGGGGAUUAUGUAUGAAAAGAGGCCGCUGAAGAGGCCACGGCUUGGGCCUCCCGAUGUAUACCCUCAGGAGCCCCGCCAAAAAGAGGAUGAGCUAACAUCAACGAAUGUAAAACAUGGCUUUUCCACAACACCACAGUCUAGCGAUGAGUUUGGUACUGCUAGGAAUUUUAAUUAUUCAGCAUCGAAGAUAGGGCAAUUCUUUUCAAGUAUACUUUCUAAAAAAGAAGAAUUAAACACACUACCUGAUUGUGGAAGGAAAAGGCAGCAGGUUAACCCUAAGGACAAUUUCUGGCCUGCCACUGCUCGCACCAAGCCCCAAAUUGAAGCCUGGUUCAAGGAUUUAGCAGGAAGCAAACCGCUAUCUCAAUUGGCAAAAAAGGCACCAAACUUCAAUAAGAAGGAAGAGAUCUUUAUAACCCUGACAGAGUACCAGGUGUCUAUGCCCAGAGCCGCCUGGUUCAUCAAGCUUAGUUCUGCAUACACUGUAGCUGUUUCAGAAGCUAAGAUCAAGAAGAGACAGUUACCUGAUCCUACCACUGAGUGGACCACAACAUUGAUCAAGUUCCUCAAGGAUCAAAUACCGAAACUAGCUGAACACUACCAAAAUGCAAUCCCCGGCAAUGUGUCGGAUAAAACACCACCUUCACAAUCUGGCCAAGGUACUCCCAGCCACAACUCGUCUGGCAAUCCACCAGGUAGCUCUACGCCCAACUCCACAGCUUCCAACUCCAUGCACUCACCUGGAAAUUCUAGUACUCUCGGUUCAGGCACGCCUGGUCCAAGUGAGAGUACGGACUGGCGACAGGCAUUGAAACUGUGGAACUACUGCUGCCGCCUCGCCAAGUACUUGUUGGAUGAGGGGCUACUGGACAGGCACGACUUCCUCACCUGGAUCAUUGAGCUGCUAGACAAGAGAGCGCCUGAUGAUGGACUGUUGAGAUUAUUCUUACCUCUUGCGUUACAACAAAUGAGCGAGUUCGUGUGCUGUGAGAGUCUCUCCCGGCGGCUCGCGACCUCCUGCGCUAAGAAGGCAGCGGCCAUUUGCUCAGUACUCUCUGAUACUACACUGAGAACUCUUAACCAACCAGCUGUGUUCACUAAAACUGUUGAUAAGAAUGCAGAAACAAAUGGGGCGCCAAUGUCGCCAACGACGGAAACGACAGCAGAUGUCAAGCCAAAUAUAUCGCAAAUCAAAAGGGAACCAACUCCCGUGGAAAACCAGGGCACGCCAAAUCCAAAUCACUCUUUGGGCACUCCUAAUCCCAGCCAUUCCUUAGGCACACCCAACCCGAAUCAUUCCCUGGGUACGCCAAACCCUACUCAGCCGAUGGACGUACAAGUUAAAGAGGAAAGGGCCUCUCCUGCUAGGGAGACGAAGCCUGCUUUAGCUGCUGUAGUUACCGCUGCCAUGAAUCCGGUUCAAGCUGGUUUCGGAGAGAUACUCAACUGUUGUUACCACAGAGAUGUUAUUAUACAACUCGCUACUAUUCUACAGGUGAUCUGCAUAGAGUGCCCAACGGCCAUGGUAUGGUCGGGCUGUGGUUCCUCCCUACAAGGGUCGCCACUAGACCUGUUACCCAUACCACCAUCAGCGUUACCCAUGCCUCACAUGGACACUGACGUUACCGAGGAGCAUAGAAAAUUAGUCUAUGAGGCGGAACAAGAAAUCUCAGCUAGGAGCAAAAAGGCUGAAAGUAAAUGGUGCACAGAUAAGUGGCAGACUAGCUCACAAGCUAGAGUAUUGGCGGUAUUAGAAGCGUUAGACAGGCACUGCUUCGACAGAGUAGAUCCUAAUAAUAAUUUAGACACACUGUAUAAGGAAGUGUUUGCAAAUUGUCCUCCGCCCUCAAAGGAUAACAGUGAUACGAAGGAUCCAGAAUGGGCGUGUCCGUAUUCAGUGGUGCGUGUGAUAUGUGAAUGGGCAGUGUGUGGAGCUCGUUGGGGAGAACAUCGCGCUCAGGCCGCCGCCGCAUUAUUGGACCGGAGACAGCAUCAUACUCUCCAUCACCACCACGAUCACCACGCGACGGGAUCUGAUGAUAAAGAAUCAGUGAGCUCUGGCACUGGCAUGUACAAUGGCCCUCCUAUAUUCCAGAACUUACUACUACGCUUCUUAGAUAAUGAUGCUCCAGUACUAGACGAGAGCCCCAACGCCCCACCAGGCAAUAGGCAGCAGUUUGCCAACUUAGUACAUUUGUUUGGGGAGCUCAUACGUCGUGAUGUGUUUUCCCAUGAUGCAUACAUGUGCACGCUAAUCUCUCGAGGUGAUUUAAUAUCUCCGACGGAACCGACCUCGACUGGCGGCAGUAAUCACACAGUGGCGCCCCCUUCCAACAGUACCAGUACUCACAAUAUGGAUGAUGAUAUCUUUGCUGGUAUUGAUCUGAAGCCGAAAAUGGAGGAAAACGUCCGAAUGGACCUGGACGACUCGAAGAUAGAUGAUGACCUGGACAAGCUGCUCCAGCAUAUCAAGGAAGACCAGCAGAACUCGAUGGACGCGCCCGACAGUCCCAAGGACCCCGGAGAACCUUCACACAGUACGUGUUACAGCGUGAACUCUCCAAUGAUGGGGCCGGGCGGCAUGAGUAUACCCGGCAUUCCUUCCAUGAGCAUGGGGCCCAUGUCUGUACCAGGUAUCCGCACGUCGAGCGCGGCGGGGUCGAGCGGGUGCGCGGGGGGGGCGGCCGUGUCGCGCCACUACCACUACACGCUGCACUUCCCGCUGCCGCCCGCAGAGCCCGACCACACGCCGCACGACGCCAACCAGCGACACAUACUGCUCUAUGGGGUCGGCAGAGCCAGGGACGAAGCUAAACAUGCUGUUAAGAAGAUGACUAAAGAAAUAUGUAAAUUAUUCUCCAAGAAGUUUUCAAUCGACGUAGCAGAAGGCGGAAAAAUAAAGAAACAUUCGCGUAAUGAAUUCAACUUCGAAGCAGUUACGCAAAAAUUUCAGGCAAUGUCAAUGUACGAGCAGGGCGCAGUAUCGUGGGCAGUAGGUAGUGCGGUAUGCGAGGCUCUCGCGGCGUACGCGGCCGGCGCCACUACGUACUUACCGCAACCUGAACACGUUGCCUUCGCACUCGAUCUCAUGGAGAUUGCACUCAACGUGCAUGGACUCAUUGAGACUUGUAUACAGAUCCUGAAAGAGCUAUCAGAGGUGGAGAGCGCCCUAAUAUCUCGCGGUGCGCCCAGUAGUGGUCUAGCGGCGCCGCGCGCCUAUACCUCCGCGCUAGCUCUAUACACCGUCGGCGCCCUCAGAAAGUACCACUCGUCGUUGCUAUUAUGCGUAGAACAAACAUCAGCUGUAUUCGAGCAACUAUGUCGGCUGGUGAAGUGCGUGGUGAACCCCGGGGACUGCGGGUCUGCAGAGCGCUGUGUCCUGGCGCAGCUACACGACUUGUAUAAGGCCGCGGCACAUCUCUGUCACGCGCCGCAUGCCGAUACCUUCGCUAAUGCAUACCCUAAGAUCAAACAAGCUCUCUAUUCUCCGCUGCAACCGACACCAUCCAACUACAUGUACAAUCCUCAGUUUUUGAGCGAAUUCUUUACAAACCCAAGGAAAGGUAAAAUAGAGAUCGCUUGGGCGCGUCAAGUAGCCGAGUCUCCCGCGAAUAGGUACAGCUUUGUAUGCUCUGCCAUGCUCGCUGUUUGCAGGGAAGUGGACAAUGAUCGUGUGAACGAGCUGGGCGUGGUGUGCGCGGAGAUGACGGCGUGGUGCGCGGCGCUGGCGGCGGAGUGGCUGGGCGCGCUGGUGGCGCUGUGCGGCGCGCAGCACUACCCCGGCGCGGCGCCGCCGCCGCUCUACCCCGACCUGCUGCUACACAGGGACCUGCACGACGCCGCCGCGCACGACGCGCUCGCUGUCUUCACCUGUAUUCUUGUCGCGCGACACUGUUUUUCAUUAGAAGACUUCGUCCGUCACGUGGCGCUACCGUCGCUGCUGAAGGCGUGCGGCAGUGGUGGGAAUACUGUGAACGCACCGAACGCUCCCUCGCCUGACACCGGCGCUAGAUUGACUUGCCAUCUACUACUUAGGCUGUUCAAAACUGUUGAUACUCCGCAACCAGGUCUGUACUCAGUAUCAACGUCUCCGGGCCCGGGCGGCGCGGCGGCGGGCGUCCGUCUGUCGUGCGACCGUCACCUGCUGGCCGCCGCGCACAAGAACAUCGGCGUCGGACCCGUACUAGCCACGCUUAAAGCUAUACUCAUGGUCGGUGAUGCAACCGCUCGAGACGGUGGCUCAGCAGGCGGGAAGAAAUCGUGUGAACUGUCGCACAUACUAGGUACUAGCGACACGGUACCCACAGACGCACAACUAGACCUUAUGUCGAUGGUAGAUUCAGAGAUGAGUGGGGGCCAUAGAACUCCUAGGGGUAGCGGUGGCGUGGGUUCCACUCUCCUGGACUCCUCGCAGUCACUCUCGUCGCUAGCACGAAGGGUUCUGGCUGAGAUAUGCUCUGAAGAAUGGGUAUUACAGAAAUGCCUUCAAAACCCUGAUGAAUUAUACCAGCCAGAUAUGUUGUUGGAUCCUAUGUUGACUUCAAGACAGGCACAAAGAUUGCUCCACAUGAUCUGCUACCCUGAGUCAGCAAGCCACACUCAUCCGGACCUUGACCAGAAGACUAUGAUUACGAGGCUCUUAGAGAACCUGGAACAAUGGUCGCUACGUAUGUCAUGGCUGGACUUGCAGCUGAUGUUCAAGCAGUUCCCGACCGGGUCGUCUGAGCUGAGCGCGUGGUUGGACACCGUGGCGCGCGCCGUCAUCAACGUCUUCCAACAACCCGCGCCACCACCGCCUGAUAAAGAUAGGACGGGCACGGACCGCGGCGUGGUGAGUACGAGCAAGUGGUCGGAGUCAGUGUGGCUGGUGGCGCCGCUCGUGGCCAAGCUGCCCGCCGCUGUACAGGGGCGCGUGCUCAAACAGGCCGGACAGAUUCUGGAGAGUGGUUGGGGCGCGGGAUGUAGCGGAAACUGUUCUAGCGGAGGCGGUGGUGGAGGCAGCUCUCACAGAGACUGCAAGAGCCACCAAAGUCCCAGCUAUAAAGGGUCCGCAGGCGGCGGCAGUGGCGGCAAGCGCGGCGUGUCGGGCGGAGCGUGCGGCGGGGGCUGCGGCUGCGGCGCCGCCGCCGCCGUCCGACUGGCCAACGAGCCGCUACUGUCGCUCGUACUCACCUGUCUCCGCCACCAGGACGAUCAGAAGGAGAGCCUCCUAAGCUCAAUCCACGCUCAGCUCCAACACUACGUGACACACGCAUGCGCGGACAGUUGGCAGGACGACGCGGCACCGGACGCUUUACUGCUGCGAUUCUCCCUCGCUGGAGGAAUGUUCGACGCCAUCCGACGAUCAUACCAACUGACUGCAGACUGGGCCGUACUACUUACACAACUGGUCGCCCACCAACUCAUCGAUGCUUAUAAUAACAGUUUGUGUCGCAGCAACCUGUUCUCCACUCUAAUCGACAUGCUUGCCACUCUGAUACACUCCACCCUGGCCGACGGAGGGGACGACAACAAUAGGAAACAUUACCAGAAUCUCAUGAAGAAAUUGAAGAAGGAAAUCGGUGAUCGCCACGGUCCGUCCGUGCAGUGCGUGAGGCAACUACUACCUCUCUCCAAGAAUACUAUCAUUGAAGUCAUCGCGUGCGAACCCAUCGGAUGUCUCGUCGACCAGAAAGGGAACAAGAUCACUGGAUUCGAUAGUGAUAAGAAACAGGGUCUCCGUCUGACGGACAAGCAGCGCGUGUCGAGCUGGGAGCUGGUGGAAGGGGGGCGGAACCCCGCGCCACUGUCCUGGGCCUGGUUCGCCGCCACCAAGAUCGAGAGGAAGCCACUCACUUAUGAAAAUGCUCACAGACUCUUGAAGUAUCACACUCACAGCCUGGUGAAGCCGCUGAGUUACUAUCUAGAGCCCUUGCCGCUGCCGCCUGAAGAUCUUGAAACAAAUGAUAGCAAACAGGAUAAUGGUAGUCUAGAUUCGAGUCCGACUGGCGCCGGGAAGGCGAGGUCACGCAACGCUCCGUGCAAGAAUAUCAAGAAAUCCAAACCUACUACGCCGACAAACGGAGUGGGCGCGACGGGCGCGGCGGGCGGCGGCGUGGCCCCCGCGCCGGCGCAGCAGCCACAGUUCAUGCAACAACAACAACAGUGGUUCCCGCCGCCGGGCCCGGGACAGAACUACUACAACCCACCUGCUGGCGUCAGUCCCCGCAGUGUGUCCGCGGCGCCGCCAUCCAACAACCAGUCCAAGCAGGCACUCAGUAACAUGCUACGACAGCGAGUGCCAUUCAACCAAAUGACGCAGAUGCAGCAAAGCGGUGGCUACCCAGGCGCCCCCCACGCGCGCGCUCCGUUCCCGCGACAGACCAUGCGACAGUUGCAACCCAACCAGAUGGGAGCCAUGCAGUCCGCUCAAAUGAAUCCAAUGGGUGGAAUGGGCGGUAUGGGUCCAAUGGGGCAAAUGGGUGGAGUACAAAUGCCGGGUCAGAUGGGCGGUGGGCAGAUGGCAGCCGGACAGAUGAGCGCGGGACAGAUGGGCGCCGGACAGAUGGCGGGCGGGCAGAUGGGGGGCAUGGGAGGACAAAUGUUUGGUGGACAGUACGGUGGUAUGCAACAGGGUUAUGGAGGGUAUGGACAGCAGAUGAUGCAGGGUGGACAACAGCAAAUGAUGAAUCAGGGUAUGGGCCAAAGCGUGAAUCAAAUGGGCCAACAAGUCAACCCUAUGAGUCAAGGAGUCAACUCCAUCGGUCAGAACGUAGGUCAAAUGAACCAGGGCGUCGGUCAGCCAACACAGAUGCCUCAGUCUAUGAGCCAGAUGAGUCAAAGUAUGGGACAAAUGGGCCAGCCUAUGGGACAGAUGGGACAAAUGGGACAGGGUGGCGGUAUGUCCGCUAUGAACAGCCAAGGCGGGUCUAUGGGACCGCAAGGUGGCAACUCCAUGGGUGGAUUCCCUGGACAACAAACAUUCCAACAGAACAUGAUGGGUGGCCGCACAAGUCAAGAAGCAUACCUGGCGCAACAGAGACAGAGUGCUCGACCGCCUUACAUGCAGCAAGCGCCGAACGUAACAAUGGGCGGUAUGGGCGGUCCUGCCCCGCCAUAUCCACGCGGCAUGCAGAGCCAACAGAACACACAGUACCAACAAAUGAACCAACAACGCAUGCGCCAACAGAUGCUCGCCAUGCAACAACAACAACAACAACAAGGGCCUCUCGUCCAGCAUCUGCAGAGACAACAAUACCAGCCCCCCUACUAGUCUACUGAACACCCAGAUUAUCAAUUCUAUCUUUCACUUAGGAAUAGGAACAUCAACCAAUUGUAAUGAAAUCUAUAAGCCUCGUGUUACACUUACUUAUGAAGUAAGUUCUAAAUUCGUUCUCUAAAAUAAUUUAUUCUUCUCUAAACUUUGAGUCUGCCCUCGUUUAUCUGUGGCUUUCACUUGCCGAAUACUUUUUGUUUACAGAAAUCAGUAGAUUUCUACUUUUUACAUAUUGUCAGUUCUGUUCUGACGUCACAAUAUAUCGUCGAGGCGGUCCUAUUCUUAUUUGAAACGCAAAGUACCAAAUAUUCAUCUAAAGUUAUACUAGUGGGGAUUAUACCAAGACUAUACAUGUAUAUUUAUUUUAUAAUAAGUUAUAAACAUUAUCCAUGUUGUAUAAAAUAUUUGUGUAGGUAAGUGUACCCAUACCAGGAUUCUUUUUAACAGUUGGUUUGGAAUUGUAAACAGUGUUACAAUCUUUGUAACGGUUAAGUUACCUAAUUUAUUAAAUGUAACAUCUGUAGUCUUGAUCUAAAGAUAUGUAGCAGUAUUUUUCACUAUUGAACAUCAAUGUGACGGCCUUUGCAUGUGACAUUUUUGAACACCUAUGCUUUUGUCACACUAUCUUCACUUUUGUAUCUAAAUGCAUAGGUGCGAGAAUUAUGUGCAUGCCUCCUAAUACCGCGUUAAAAAACGUCAUAUGAAAAGGCCGUCAAGUACUGUAUUCUGAACUGUCUGACUGUUGGACAAAUAAGGACCAAAUACAUAAGGGUUUGUUGUAAUUUCAUUGAAAGUCUUAGCCCGAAUUCCUAAAACGUAAAGUCGAAAAUUGCAUGUUUUUAGUCAUCAUUUUUCUAAGAUUUUGUAGUUGGUGGACCAAAAAUAAAAGUGGCAACCAAUCACAGCAUUUAACGUAAGAAUCGACAAAUAAAUUGUUUUCAAAAAAAAUAUCUUAUUCAGAUCUCUUUUACAAUUGUAAAGAAUGAAGUAAUUCCAAGUAUCUGGCAUGUCUGUACAUUCAAACCAACUAGAAAUGUGAUAUGCCGUCCAUACACGAUAAUGGAAACGGCAAAAAGUAAAAUUUAUAUUGUUAGGCUAUUGGCUAACUACUAGAGCUACACUAUAGUUAUCAGAUACAAGCUUCUUCGUAUUUAUUAGUGUUAGACAUCCGAAAUUGAUUUAACACUGCAGCUUACUCUAAUAACUGUACGCUGUACAGUUACGGGAGGAGGAAUUGUUGAGAAAUUAUAGAUGUAGUCAUUACCAGUAAAGUCUAUGUAAUAUUAUAACGCCCGUGCAUGAUUAUAGUGGCAUCACUAUAUAAUCUAUGCAAAUAAAAUAAUUUAAGUAGACACAUUUUGAUUUCACCAAAGAAAUUGCGUAAAAAACAUUCAUUUACUUUACUUUUCUGAAACUAAAGUGUAGUUCUAUAACUUCUAGCAUAAUAAAUACAUAUUUUCAUAGACGAACACAGGACGAGUAUGACGAGAAACGUUUUAAUAUUUUAUGAAUUAUAUCAAUCGAAUUAUAGGAAACAAUACAAUUGUAUUUAUUUUUUAUUAAUUAUAAUUGAAUGGUCUUAAUUUAUGAGUUCCUAAGUUUGUUAUUAUAUUUUUUUAAUAUUUGUCCGUACGGAAUCGGGUUUUGUAUAAUUUAAUCAAGGAUCUAUGAUUAUGUAUGCUACUAAGAAAAUUGGAUGUACCUUUUUUACUACAUUCUAGUACAAUUAUAUCAACUCACAACCAUGAGUUGAUGUGUAAAUAAUUUGUCAUUUAUGUUACUUAUUAUAAGGAUAAUUUAGAUGAUAA